UUUUCUCUCUCGCUCUCUUUCUCUUCAUAAAACACACGCUCUCUCUCUAUCUCUCUCUCUCUCUUUCUCUUUCUUUCUUUUAAUCUUCUUCAUCUUUUCAUCAUUUUGUUUCAAAUUCUGUAGAAAAUUCUGGUGUUAGAUAUUCUAUUCUGUUUUCUGAGUGACUCUCUCUCUCUCUCUCUCCCUUUCUCUCUUUCUCUUUCUCUUUUCCUUUCUUCCUCUGUUUUCCACUUCUUUUGGUCACAUUUUCAAAAAUCUCUCCAUCUCUCCUUCUCUUCCUCUCUCUCUCUCUCUUUCUCUCUUUCGCAUUUUCUAUCUCUAUUUACUUAUCUAACUAUCUCUGUGUGUUUACCUUUGAUUUUUUCUCGUUUUCGUUUUAAUAAUGGCCAAUAUUGCGACCCAAAGGAUACAACGUGAGUUGAACGAGGUGGCCAAAUUUGACGAAGCUCAGCGAAAAUCAAUUUCUAUAGAACUAGUAAAUGGUAGUUUAUUAGAAUUCACAGGAAAAAUCACAGGUCCUCCUGAUACUCCAUAUGAAGGAGGUGUAUUCAAUUUAGAAAUUAAAAUACCUCAAACUUAUCCAUUUAAUCCUCCUAAGAUGAGAUUCACAACCAAAAUUUGGCAUCCAAAUAUUUCAUCAGUUACCGGCGCAAUUUGUUUGGAUAUUUUGAAAGAUCAGUGGGCAGCUGCAAUGACCAUAAGGACAGUUUUACUCAGUUUACAAGCUUUAUUAGCCGCAGCUGAACCGGAUGAUCCUCAGGAUGCUGUGGUUGCCAAGCAGUUUAAGGAAAAUUAUCAACUGUUUGCUCAAACAGCUAAACACUGGACCUCAGUUUAUGCUCGGCCCGAAAAUGAUAAAGAAAAAUGGUUCAAUCCUGAUUUCGAUGCUAAAAUAGCUAAACUAUGUGAAGUCAUGAGUUGUAGUGAACAUCAAGCUCGAGUUGCAUUAUCAUCAAAUAAUUGGGAUCUUGAUCGGGCUACUCAAUCACUGUUACCUUAACAAUUCCAUGUUCAGCCUAAAUCAUUAAUUUAAAUCCGUCUUCAUCAUUCUGUUUGUGUCUUCACUCAUUUUUCUGCUGUUGUAUUUGAAUUAAGGAAAACAUCAAAUUGUCGGGUAUCAAAAGAAAAGAUCUUUAAAGACUGAUUGGAUAUUCUCAAUAUAUAUUCUCAGUAUUAUGAUAAAUGAUAUCAACUUAUCAUUUAUAGUAAUUAUCAGGGAAUCCAAAAAAUCUUACCUUUCUUCAUUUGCAACCGCAGAACCUUAUAUAAAGAUACAUCAUUCCAGUUACUACAAACACCAAAUGACGGACAUACAAAACAACUAUUAAUGAUAACUGUUAAUAAUGAUUAAGAUUGUUUAAUUAUCCAUUGAUUGUGUUAAUAAUGCUGAUAAAUACCCAUGUAAACAGUUAAAUUUUUGUUUCUUUUUUUUGACAGUCUUCGGGUAAAUCAAUGGGGUAAUUGUUUAGGUGAACUAAAAAAGGAAAGGAUAUUCAAUGCAAUCAAACAAAUUACUUCUAAUUUACCAUUAUAAUUACAAUUUCUACUACAAUUGAAAUCAUCAUGAACCACUAAUUCCUACAAUUGAAUUGCUCACUUUUCUGGACAUUUCAUAACAAAAAUUGUUUUCCUCCUUCCCAAUCAGCUGUUUACUUACAAGAAAUUAAUUUUCUUCUGCCAAAAACAAAUACAAAUCAACCAAUUGUUACUUUGCUGCUGUUGUAGGACGAUCAACUGUAAACAAUUAACUAACAAUUUAUCUCGAUAAAAGUUUUCCCAUCAGAAUACAUCACAGCAUAAAAAAUAAUCCCAAUCCCAUAGUCCUAAUCCUAAUCCUAAUCCUAUUUUGUUUUUUUCCAUUCCUAAUCAAAAGUGAGAAUCAACAAAUAAUUACGAGAAAGAGUAAAAUUAUUUACAAUUAACCUUUAAUUGUAAUAAUUGCCGAUUUGAUUUAAUCCCAUUCCCACUACCUUUGAUUGAGAAUUGGAUCAAAGGCUCAAAAACAAAUGAAAUUAUUAUUAAAAUGGUUAAUCACCAUAAAACUAUAA
Messenger RNA from Panonychus citri (citrus red mite), 2048 nucleotides. It is a transcript of the gene Ubc4, whose product is annotated as ubiquitin-conjugating enzyme E2-22 kDa-like. The coding region runs from base 383 to 1000 and encodes 205 amino acids. The record is from RefSeq and is a predicted model, not a curated record. NCBI's taxonomy places the organism in Eukaryota, Metazoa, Arthropoda, Arachnida, Trombidiformes, Tetranychidae. Gene Ontology annotation, cellular component: nucleus. Gene Ontology annotation, molecular function: protein binding; ubiquitin conjugating enzyme activity. Gene Ontology annotation, biological process: proteasome-mediated ubiquitin-dependent protein catabolic process; protein polyubiquitination. The transcript is spliced from 2 exons.